UGUGAUUAGCUGAUCUUGGGUGGCUGCUGAUGGUUAAAUCUAUCCAUCUCGGUUAGCCAAUGGAGUCUUAGAAAACCGUGGAUAUGAUAUUCACUUCCAGCAUUAACUUUAGUUUUGAUGUUUCCUUGGAUUACAAAAAGAUAUGAUUACCCCCAAAGCUAAAUCACAAGGAUCGAUGCACGCCCUUACGGGUAGAAAAUAGGUUAUGAAGGUGGGACUUAAACCAUUACAUCGCAAAUUAUCGUCAAUUGCACCCCAUUAAACACCACGUAGCCGGCGCGCGGCUGAAGGCGAGAGGAUAGCGGCCAAACGACGCUGGUGGUUUGGAAGGCAGCAGGCACCGUAUGCGAUGCCUCGAGUCACUAGUCCAAAACUACUGCAACCACCCGCAGAAACUCCCCCAAAUCCACACCCUUCUCAUCACCACCGGAUUCUUUCUCUCCACACCACCUUCAGACUCCCAACCAAGAUGCCAAGGAAGCACCAACACCACCUUCGUCUACAACUGCCUCAUAAGAGCCUACCUCCGCCGCGGGGACCCGCCCGCCGCCGCCCUCCGCCUCUUCGCCCACAUGCUCGAGCACGGGACUCCACCCAACCACCACACCUUCCCCUCCCUCCUCAAGGCCGCCGCCGCCUUCUCCUUCUUCACCGGCCGCGCCAUCCACGCGCAAGCCAUCCGCCGCGGCCUCCUUCUCGACGACUUCGUCAACUGCUCCAUCGUCAGGUUCUACGCCAAACUCGGCCACCUCUCGGAGGCCCGCAACACGUUCGACGAAAUCCCUCAACCAGACUUGGCGUCCUGCAACGCGAUGCUCGACGCCCUCUGCCUGAACGGCGACCUGGAGUCCGCUUCCCAUUUAUUCGAAUGCAUGAUUGUUAAAGAUGUUAUCUCCUGGACCAGCCUCAUCAACGGGUUCGCUAGAAAUGGAAAUUUCCGAGGGGCGAUUGAGUUGCUCAGAAGACUGAUGCAUAAGAAUUGGCAGGCAGAGACUGUAACAGUGAGGCCCAAUGAAGCCACAUUGGUCUCCGUCCUCUUUGCGUGCGCUAAUAUGGACGGAGCCGGAGCUCUGCCUGGAGGAACCCAGAUCCAUGGGUACGUCAUCCGACACGAGACCCGAAUGACGGCGUUCUUGGGGACGGCACUGAUUGACAUGUACGGCAAGCACGGACGUUUGAGUUACUGCACCAAUGUUUUCGCUGCGAUGGAUGAGAAGGAAGUAUGCACUUGGAAUGCUAUGAUAUCGGCAUUGGCCAGCAACGGGAAUGAGACCGUGGCUUUGGGUUUACUCGACAGGAUGAGAGCUGAAGGCCUGCGGCCUAACCACAUCACUUUUGUUGCCAUAUUGACAGCUUGUGCUCGGGCGAGGCUGGUCGACGCGGGGUUAAGGUGGUUUGAAGCAAUGAACAGUGAAUUCGGGGUGGCUCCAUUGAUGGAGCACUACGGUUGCGUGGUGGACCUUUUAAGCAGGGCAGGCCUCUUAAACGAGGCAGUCGAAUUCAUUAGGAGGAUGCCGGUCGAGGCUGAUGCUUCGGUCUGGGGGGCUCUUCUAGGGGCUUGCAAGGUUCAUGGUGACGUGCAGCUGGGGACUCAGGUCGGUCGGCGAAUGAUAACAUUGCAACCUUGGCAUUCCGGGGUGUAUACAGUCUUGAGGAAUAUAUAUGCUGGGGAAGGGAGAUGGAAUGAGGCUGAAGAGCUGAGACAGGCCAUGGAAAACGCAGGGGUCAAGAAGAUUGUAGGACAAAGUUGGAUCGAUUCUGGCUGCAGGGUUCAAAAUGUUUCGGCAGAUAUUAGUUUGCUACGUUAUUGGAGAAUGUUUCAGAAAAUUGUUUAGUCUAUGCCCGACGUACCUAUCUGCCUUAUUGUUCACAGAGCCAGGAUGCCAUGCCGAUUUCCCUCCAAAGAACAGAAGAAAGAGGUAGCCUGGGUCAAGGAUGGCAAGUUGGGUCUCUCUCUCUCGGACUCGGCAAUUGAACUGGUACUUGGGAACAUGUUGACGCUGUAUUGCUCCUUAUGGACAUCGGUAUGGUUGUCAAAUGGAGCCCCCGAACCUCCAUCCAAACCUUAGCCAGAUAUUCCUACCAUUAGCGAGCUCGCACGUCAGGAAAAGGACUACCUUCUGUUUGGGCCUUGGUUUCGUGAAUGAUUUGAAGUUGCCGAAUAAUAUUCUUGUUCUGCUCGUAUACGGUGUGUUGUUCACUUGCAAUUGAUUUGAAUGUGUCAUUUCCUUCCAAUUCAAUGAUAAACAAAAACGCAGGCUCGGCCAACCAUUCUCUAUA
This is a messenger RNA of Phoenix dactylifera (date palm), 2280 nucleotides long. Its product is annotated as putative pentatricopeptide repeat-containing protein At1g10330. NCBI's taxonomy places the organism in Eukaryota, Viridiplantae, Streptophyta, Magnoliopsida, Arecales, Arecaceae. Gene Ontology annotation, biological process: RNA modification. Gene Ontology annotation, molecular function: protein binding; RNA binding. The record is from RefSeq and is a predicted model, not a curated record.